Rhagoletis zephyria (snowberry fruit fly) is the source of this 1422-nucleotide messenger RNA. Its product is annotated as nuA4 complex subunit EAF3 homolog. The record is from RefSeq and is a predicted model, not a curated record. Gene Ontology annotation, cellular component: NuA4 histone acetyltransferase complex; nucleus. Lineage: Eukaryota; Metazoa; Arthropoda; Insecta; Diptera; Tephritidae. Gene Ontology annotation, biological process: regulation of DNA-templated transcription; chromatin organization.
CGUGUACUGAAGUACAAUGAAGCUAACGUACAGCGUCAGAAAGAGGUAUACAAGCUGCAUUCUAAUUCUGCUGGGAAAAAUAAGAAAGGCACACCAAAGGGCAAAAAAGGUGAGGCCACCAUAGGAACCGCAUCAAAGGAUGGCACCGCUAGCGGUAGUAGUGAAUCACGCGCUUCCACACCAUCAAAAGAGUUGAACACUACACCAUUGGCAGCGCCUUCAACCACAGGUAGAGCUAAUCGGACAAAACCAGCUACUAGUACCCCAAUUGCCAAAGAUAGUGAUGCUGGAACCGUAACAAAAGAGGAAACAGGUGCUACAAUUGUCGCUAAUAAGGAUGACGCAGCCAAAGAUGAACCACCAAAAAAGAAACGUGGAGGGUCUACAUCAAAUGCUAGCGAUAAAUCCAAUUGUAGUGCAGCUGGCACAAGUACCAAUGUAACUAGCACACCUGCUACCACAGCAAGUACGAGUAUUACUCCUGCGGCAAGUCACACUCGUUUGGACACAUGCGUGGAAUCCGAAGAAACAUUCCUCUCUAAAGUGGAGGUGAAAAUAAAAAUACCAGAUGAACUAAAACAAUGCCUUGCUGAUGACUGGGAUGCUAUUACGCGGCAGCAUAAAUUACUUGACAUUCCAGCAAAAAUCACUGUACAGGAUAUUGUUGACCAAUACAUUGCCUUUAAGAAGACCUCCAAGUCGACAAAUGCUUCCAAGGAAGUAGCCAUUAACGAUGUACUAAAUGGAGUUGUCGAGUACUUCAAUGUCAUGCUUGGCUCACAAUUGCUCUAUAAAUUCGAAAGACCUCAAUAUGCGGAAAUAUUGCAACAACAUCCAGAAACAUCACUCUCUAAGCUCUAUGGCGGAUUUCAUUUGUUACGUCUAUUCGUUAAGCUGGGAUCAAUGUUAGGAUUCUCCGCGUUGGACGAAAAGUCGAUGCAGAUGUUACUGGUACACCUACAUGACUUUCUAAAAUUUCUUGUAAAGAAUAGUGCCACUUACUUCAGUAUGACAAACUUUGUCAAUGUUAGUCCGGAGUAUCAUCGCAACACUCAAUGAUUUUAAAUUUGUUGCGGAUGCUGAAGUUGUACGAACGGAGACGGUAAAAUUUUGACUAGUGGGAUUGGAAGAAAAAUAAAAGGAUUUUAUCAUUUAAUCUCAUUCGCAUAUUCAUAUAACUUCAUUUAACAUUUUAAUGUAUGCAAGUACGACUAGCGUACUAAUACAACUUUUGUAAAGGGAUUCUUUGUAGUGAAAUCACGCAUUUUUAUUUUAACGUGGUAUGUUUUCUUCAAUAUAUGUAUUGCCAAAUGUAGACAUCAUUCUGUAUUCUAUAAUAAAAUUACAUUGUAGUUUAUAUGUAUGUAUAUGAAAAUGUUCUGCUGAGUUUUUAAACUAGAAUAAAAAUCUAAUAAACUUUAA